UGUUGAACAUUGUGCCUUACGUUUUGACGUAUAACUAUGCUGUGGCUAGGAGGUCAGUCUUGAAAAGCACAAUUUAUGGUUUUGUUUACUAUUAGCUACAAUAAUGGACACCGAACGGACAUUGGUGGUAACCAACGCCGUCUUCGGCUAAAUGACACGGAUCAUUAGUCUCCGCUCUCACCCGGAAAAGCAGCCAUGGAGUUUCUUCCUGUACUUGAGCCAUUGGAUAAGCCCCAACGAGGAAUAUGGUACUCUUUGAUACCAAGAGGACGUGCUCCAGGUGUUAGUGUGGGUCACACCUGCACCUUUACUGCAUCUGGUGAAGGAGGAAAAGGGGGAAUCCUUAUCGUUGGAGGAGCAAACCCAAGUGGCAGUUUCUCACAUUCACAUAUCAUAAAUCUAGAUACUCACGAAUGGGACGUUCCAGAAUGGGAAGGUUUGGAGGCGCGGUACGAACACUGCAGCUUUGUGCCAGAGAGCUGCCCACAGAGCUUGUGGGUGUUUGGUGGGGCGCAGCACAGUGGCAAUCGUAACUGCAUCCAGAAAAUACAGCGAACAGACAGUGGACAUAGUCUCUGGAAGGAGGUAUCAGUGAACGGAAAGCCCCCUGGUCCAAGGACAUACCACACUAACUCCGCCUGCCUUGGGGAUAAACUAUAUGUUUUUUCUGGAGGUGAAGCAGGAGCUGAACCCGUGUCAGACCAAAAACUUCAUGUCUUUGAUACAGUGUCUAUGACCUGGUCCCAACCACAAACACAUGGGAGACAUCCACCAGCCAGACACGGCCACAUUAUUGUAGCAGUAGGUUCAAGGGUCUACUUUCAUGGAGGCAUGGCAGGAGAUAAAUUCCACAAUGACAUGUACUCCCUUGACACAGGGAGCAUGAAGUGGGAGAAAGUGCAGGCCAAAGGAAACAUCCCAUCAGGAGUAGCAGCCCACUCCGCUGUGGUACUCGGAAAGAAUAUCUACAUCUUUGGAGGGAUGACUGCUGAUGGAGCCUGCAAUUCCAUGUACAGAUUCAACACAGACAAAAGUAGAUGGGUCCUAAUGAAAUUUGAAGCAGAUAUGCCACCCAACCGCCUAGACCACUCCAUGUGUGUGUUGCCCUGGAAGGUGCAUGAUGAAAACAGCCCAGCUAACUCAGAGACAAUACAACUGGCUUUUGUAUAUGGAGGGAUGGACACCCAGGGUGUCAUAUACAAUGACUGCAUUGUGACUGUUGUGACUUAAUAUUCCUCUCGCAUCAUGCUUAUUUUCAUGACUAAAAGGCUUUUUUUUCUUAAAGCAUGUAUAGACAUUAAAUACACAGUACAUCAUUUUGAAGCAAUAAUGUGGGUGCUGAUUUUUAUUACUUCCCCCCUACAGUGUGGGAGUGAAGUAUUGUUUUUAGUGGCUCUGUGUUCUUCUGCACUUGCUACUAUGACUAACAGAGGGCGCCAGAGUCUUGUGUGAAUGGGGUGAAGUCUGCCAUCUCUGAUUGCCUUUAUAAGUUGGACAUGUCAUCUGGUAGUCUGUGCUCAAUUGUGUACCCCUAAAAAUCAUAAAUGAAUGCCACAAGAACUUAUAUAUCAAACAUUUAUUUCAAUGUCUUUCCAGAAGUAGAAUGAACAGAUUCAAUAAAUAACUUUGAACAUUG
This is a messenger RNA of Solea solea (common sole), 1636 nucleotides long. It is a transcript of the gene rabepk, whose product is annotated as Rab9 effector protein with kelch motifs. The transcript has 8 exons. Gene Ontology annotation, molecular function: protein binding. Lineage: Eukaryota; Metazoa; Chordata; Actinopteri; Pleuronectiformes; Soleidae. The coding region runs from base 196 to 1230 and encodes 344 amino acids. The record is from RefSeq and is a predicted model, not a curated record.